UCAGGUGACACACUGGAGGGCUAUUACAGCCUGUUGCCCUCUCCGGGGACCAUGAUGCCCUGCUGGUUCUGUGUGUGAGUGUGUGAGAGACAGCGGACAGCGAGCAGACGGCUGUCUGUGUCCUGCAGUGUCUGCGUCUCUCUUCUGCAGAGAUGGCUAAACUAAAACAUUGGAUCAGCAUCAGAAUAUGCGCUGUCAUACUAACACUGUUCCUUAUUCAUACACAAGUUAUAGGACAAAGCAAGCUGAUGCGAGCAGAAAAGCGAGAGUUCCUGCUGUCCACAGAGAUCCCAGCCGAGCACAUUGACCCCGCUUCCAUAGAUCUUACAGGACUAGUCAACACACUCGUCAAUGCUUCACAACCAGAUUCACAGCAACUUUUCUCCUUACUCAGUGUGACGUCACACAGUUCACUCUCUCUCCACAAGCUCACGCUGCUGGUCUACAACAUCUCAGACUUUCAGGACAUUGAGAGCAGUUUAUUUCCCUUGAGAUACUGUUACUGUCUGACAAACAAGACCAAUGACCUCACAGAUUUCACAGCUAUUCUGUUGGAUGUAAUGGGAAAUUCCACCAGUUACCUGCAAGAACUAUUUAAGUCCAGCUCUAUCCUUUCAGUCAGUCAGAAGAACAGUUCUGACUGCAUCUAUAUCUGUGUCAUGGCUGGAAAGUCAGGCAUGUGUUCAGACAGUGAUCUGUCUCAGCUAUGGGACAUGGGCUCAGUCAGACCUCUGUUUAAUCAGACCAUCACUGAAGAAAUACCCAGAGGUAAUUUGACAUUUCCAUUGCUGCCCUUCGUAGUGUGGCAUGACCUUUCAAACACUAGUGACCUGGUACUAUGGCCUAAACCCAGUACAGACUCCUACAGGACUGCCAGUACAGAGUCCCACAAGAGCAGAGUACCAACUGCUCCAAUGACAUCAUCACCUCUUAUUAAAUCAUCAGCAGCUCCUCAAACUACUGUCACUGUGACGACCACUCCCACCGCUGUGAUCACCCAGUCAAAAGCUGAUACCACGACAACACAGCCAACAAAAACCAGACAUGCGGCGACUACCACGACAGCCACACACACCAUUGCUCCCACUGUGACCACGGCAAUUUCACUGCCAACACAGAGGCAAACAACCACGACAAGCAUCCAGCAGCUCACCAAAGUAUCUCAUACAGAAAAACCAGGAUGUCCAUGGAGAAUAGAGCUAUUUCAUCAAAGAAUUGAGAAAGAGGACCUGAAGGAGACACUUGAAGAGGAGCUGAUCUGGGGCAGGGCGACCAUCAGCUCUGUGAAGCUGCAGCCGUGUGUGUUUGAGCUGUGCAAGUUUUACUCUCAAUGCGUGUGCAGAGGAUUCAGUCACAGAGCAGCAGCGUUACAGCGAUACUGUGUGGACAGCCAUCACUGGUAUGAGAGACAUACAGCAGAGGUCUGCAGUCGUAUGAGGAGACUCACUUUUUCCAGAAAUCUGAAGCAGAAAUGUCUGGCAAGAAUGUGUGUGAAGAUGUAAGACAAGAACUGAGUUGAUUUGGGGGUAACACCCUUUUGAACCAUCUGAACUGAAAAAUGUGUUAUGUACAUUAUAUGUGAGAGAAACUGGGUUCCUGUAAACUGAAUCUGUAUAGUCUGUGCAUCUAUAGUACCCAAAUUGCACUUUGUCUCUCCUGAAUAUAAAUAAAUAUAAACAUAUUUACCCAAGUUUGAUUUUUAAUGUAGUUUUACACCAACAAACACACAAAAAUCAAACCCUGAAGCAUCUGAAAGAAAAAUAUUACCCUCAAGAUGGUGAAAUACUUAUAAAAGCCAUUCAGUACUGAGAGUUGUUACUAAAAUUUGUUUAGUGCCAUUAAAACUGGA
Labeo rohita (rohu) is the source of this 1849-nucleotide messenger RNA. Its product is annotated as HERV-H LTR-associating protein 1. The record is from RefSeq and is a predicted model, not a curated record. Lineage: Eukaryota; Metazoa; Chordata; Actinopteri; Cypriniformes; Cyprinidae. The coding region runs from base 153 to 1502 and encodes 449 amino acids. The transcript has 15 exons.